GAAGGGCAGUUUGGAAGUCUGCGAAAAGAGUGCGGACGAGCUUGGGGAAAGAGGCAAAACAGCGGAGAGAGAGAGAGAGAGAAAAAAAGCAGAAGUAGAAAAGGGUUUGAGAAGCACGAGGUGGCACCCAUGGUGCAACACACCGACACCAGCGAGACGGACGGCGGCAUGUCGCGGGAGGCGACGGACUCGGAGGAGAGUGAAUUCACGGCGUGCAGCCCCGUCGCCAUCAACCCGGACUGGUGCAAGACGGCCACCGGCCACAUCAAGCGGCCCAUGAACGCCUUCAUGGUGUGGUCCAAGAUCGAGCGGAGAAAGAUCAUGGAGCAGUCGCCGGACAUGCACAACGCCGAGAUCUCCAAGCGGCUCGGCAAGCGCUGGAAGAUGCUGAAGGACGGCGAGAAGAUCCCCUUCAUACGCGAGGCGGAGCGGCUCCGGCUCAAACACAUGGCCGACUACCCCGACUACAAGUACCGGCCCAAGAAGAAGCCCAAGCUGGACGGCGCCAAGUCCGCCUCCGCGGCGCCGUCGCCGGAGAAGUGCGGCAAAAAGACCCCCGGCAAGAAGUGCUCCAAGGUGAAAAAGAAGCCCUACGCGGACGAGUACCCGGCUUUUAAAGUCGCCAAGGUGGUGAAAAGCGAGCCGAGCGACGAGGACGACGACGAAGACGACGACUACGAGGAGGACUAUAACCGCCAUCACCACCAUCACCACCACCACCACCACCACCACCGCAAGGAGGAGCGCCUGCGGCCGUGCAGCGUCGCCAAAGUGCCGGCCAGCCCCACGCUCAGCUCCUCGGCCGAGUCGGAGGGGGCCAGCAUGUACGAGGAGGUGAGAACCGGGAACAGACUCUUCUACAACAUCAAGAACAUCUCCAAGCAGGGCGCGUUGCACGCCGCUUCUUCACCAGCAUCCUCCAGCGCCUCCGGCUCGGAGAAUUCAGGGAACCUGUCGCUGUCCCUUGUGGAUAAAGACCUGGACUCGUUCAGCGAGGGCAGCCUGGGCUCUCACUUUGAGUUCCCAGACUAUUGCACGCCUGAACUCAGCGAGAUGAUCGCAGGAGACUGGCUGGAGGCGAACUUUUCCGACUUGGUCUUUACAUACUGAUUUGAAGAAAAAAAAAAAAAAAAAAAAUGUCCUGAUCAAGUUUGCCUCCUUUGUGUGAAAAAAGGGGAGGUUUGAGAUGCUUAUGAAGCCGGUGGUAGCAAAAAAUGUAAAAAAAAAAAACAACACUUUUUUUUUGUUUUUAAUAUUUGGCAGCAUGACAGGGUUUUAUGGAUUUUCCCCUGCAUGGGGGAGGAGAAAAAAAACACUUCUAUGCAUCUUAUCCUCUUUUAGACAAACUGCAGGGAGAUGGAAGUCAAUCUGUGAACUGUUCAGGAUGCUAAGUAUUUUUUUGUUUUGUUUUUGUAAACCGAUUCUGUUUACCUCCUCCGUCCCCCCGUCUUCAGCAGCAAUGUGCGGAGAGAGGAGGGGGGAAAAAACAACAACAAAAAGAACACAUUUUGAUACAUAACAGACCUCAUCUUUUUAAAAGAAAAGAUAUUUUCAGGCAUAUUUUUGUACAGUCCAAAGGGAAUGUUCUUACUGGGCUUUCAGUGAGUUUCAGGCACUUCUUCCCUUUAUUAUGAUUUUUAUUUUUGUUUUUUUUUAAACGCAUGCAAGGGAGUCCUGGUUUGAAGGAUUAAGUUAAAUUAAAAUCUUGCAUCAAAAAUUGCCUUGUGAUUUUCAACUGGGUUCUUUUUGUACAGUUGUAGAGCAGAUUUGUCGAGUAUUUGUAGACACGUUAAGGCGUCAUGGGGGAACACAUACCUCAGAGCUGGAACUAGUUUCAAGAUUGUAUAUGUACUGUAAUAUAGUAAAAGUUAGGAGUUUAUGUAUAUCAUACUCGUGAUAUGUGGAUGGGUCCCGAUCGCAGGUGUGAAACUGGAUUUUUUAACGGCACAUACUGUCUUUUUUUUUUUUACCCCCCCCUUUUUUCUCUCUCUUUUUCUCUCUUUUUUUGUGCAAUAUAACACUCUUCCUUAAAGAUACAGACCAUCAACAAUUGUAGCAAGUGAUGGAGAAUUUGAGCAGACUUGUGCACUGUCAACAUUGUUAUGAUGCUGAAAGCCUGUCCGGGCUGCAGAGAAAUAAUAAAACAAAUCAGCUGGAACUGAUGCAAAAGUUUAGUAUGGCCUGAUGUGAUGUGACGAUACAUGCAUACACAUUUAUGUCCCUUUUUCUUUUUUUUUUUUCUUUUUUUUUUUUAAUGGGAACCAGUUGACUGAUCAUUCUGCAAAAAAAAAAAAAAAAAAGGGCAUGAUGUGAUAACAGUGGUGGUCAAGCAAGCAAAAAGUACAUUCCAUAAUCUUGUUUCAUUAAAUGAAACUUUAUUUCAAAACAGAAGACUGCCUUCUUUUUUUUUAAAUCAUAAACCAUAAACCUGUAUUUUUAUUUCUUGCACUUGAAAAAGCAGUUUAUUUUUUAUGUGGGUCUCAAAUACUGUUUGAUAACAAAAAAAAACAGGCAGUAUAGUUACCACACAAUCCUGAGUGUGAACCUGUCAUCUUCAAACAAAGUAAAUAAUUAAACGAGAACCUACCACCCA
Messenger RNA from Nerophis ophidion (straightnose pipefish), 2593 nucleotides. It is a transcript of the gene sox11a, whose product is annotated as SRY-box transcription factor 11a. Gene Ontology annotation, molecular function: RNA polymerase II cis-regulatory region sequence-specific DNA binding; DNA-binding transcription activator activity, RNA polymerase II-specific. Bases 130 to 1110 code for a protein of 326 amino acids. The transcript is spliced from 2 exons. The record is from RefSeq and is a predicted model, not a curated record. Lineage: Eukaryota; Metazoa; Chordata; Actinopteri; Syngnathiformes; Syngnathidae. Gene Ontology annotation, biological process: neuron differentiation; anatomical structure morphogenesis; positive regulation of transcription by RNA polymerase II.